AUGGAUGCUAUUAAAGCUGGUGUAGAAAAAGCAAAAGAAGCUGUUCAAACCAAAAGAGCUGACGAUAAGGCAGAAAAAGCACUUGAUCCAACUAAAAAACCAAGUGAUCGUGCUGAUGCAGCAUUUGAAUCUAAUAAAGCUGCAAUAAAAGCACAAGAACAUGCUUAAAAUCAAAUUCGUCAAAUAAAUUAUCAAAAUAAUUGUUUUAAAAAUAUUCGAAUUUUUGCUGCAAAUUUAUCUAAACAAGAAAAUCGAUAUCCAAUUGGUAGUGCUAUUAUGUGGAAAAAAUUAUUUAUCAAUGAACAAUUUAGCGAUAUUUCAUUACGUUAUCAUGGUUAUACACAUUUUUUUCUUAUGGAACCAGAUGCACGGCCAAUUCGUUCAUAUUGGUUAGAUGCUAUUGUUGAACAAAUAAUCAAGGGUCGGGAUAGAGAAUCAUAUAUUGCAACACAAUGGUGGAUGAUCGGAUCAAUUUAUCGUGGUUUUGAAUCAAUAGGACAAUAUUUUCUACAUAUAAAUGGAAAUGCAUUGUAUCAUUUAUCAUUAAAUUUUAUUCAAUUUCUUGAAUAUAUUUCAUAUGAAACUCGAUUUGACUCGAAAGAAUCAUUUGGUUAUGAUCUUGAUAUAUUUUUAUAUUUAUUAAAACAUAUAGAUAAAGGAAAACAAUUUUGGCAUAAAUUUCAAUUUUCUGAUUUUAUUCAAAAUUGUUGGCAUACAGGUUGUAAUGAAACAAAUAUAGAAUUUUUAUAUAAUAAUCCAAAUACUUAUCUUAUUCAUGGAAAUAAAAUUCAACAGAAAUUAUUAGAUAAUUCAUUUAAAAAAUCUAAUAUAAUUAUAAUAUUAAUAAUAUGUAUUUUAUUUUUAUUAGGUGUUGUAAAACGAAUUAAAUAUUUUUGUUGGAAAUCAUUGUAUAGACGAAAUUUUUUAUUACGUAUUAUUUUUAAAUAA
Molecule: messenger RNA, 948 nt
Organism: Rotaria sordida
Lineage: Eukaryota; Metazoa; Rotifera; Eurotatoria; Philodinida; Philodinidae
Source: the annotation of a GenBank genome assembly